AUGGUUGAUUGUCCACAUAUAACACGAUCAGUAUGUAUUGCACGCCUUGAUCUCGAACAGUUAAAGCGUUUUGGUUAUGGCAGAUAUGAUUCAUUUAAGCAAAAGAAAAUGCAAAUUACUGAAUGCGACCCUCAAAUUGCUUCCUAUAGAAAAAAGAAUACAACAACGAUAGAUUAUGGAAACUGGAGUUGUGUGGAAUGUGGAACAUCGAAAUGUCCGUGGCUUUGUCUUUCAUGUGGGUUAAUUCAUUGUGGGCGAUAUGUUAAUGAAGAUGGUUUAAAACACUUUAAAAUAUAUCCUAAUCAUUCAGUUUGUAUGGACUGUUAUAGUUACAGUGUGUUUUGUUAUUGUUGCGAUGAUUUUGUCGGAUGUGAUACGGAUGAUCACAAAAUUGCAUCAAUUCGAUCAUCGCUCGAAUUUUAUAAUUGUUCUCGGAGCGAUGAUCAUAGCUAUUCUUCGACAAAAUAUGAGUCGACUCUAGACGCGGAAGAUAUAAUUGAAAUUUCUGCCACUGAUUCGCCACCAACAUUUUAUGAUGAAGCAACCGAAGAUGAAGGUGAAUUUGAAGGAAUAUUUUCAAGCGAUUAUGUGCAAGAUGAAAUGGACACUUUAGAAGUACAAAUGAUUGAUGCUGCUGAACAAGAUGAAAAUGAUUCUUCGCGCCUAAGAAAUAUUAAAAAUAAUCGAGAUAGUCAGGUCGAAUUUAAUUUGGGUUCAAGUGGUGAUGAACAUGAAAAGGAUGAUUGUAGCGAAUCAAUGUCAGAGGCUGAUUAUGCUGAUCGUAAAGUGAUAGCUGAUUUAUUGGAAAACAGCCGAAUUAAUUCGUCAUCUGUACUUUCAAAUAAUCAGAUAUUAAAUAAACAUAUUUUUGGGCAAUGUGAUUUCAUGGUUUCUCUGAAAGAAACACCAUUCAUUGGUGGUGAAAGAAAUUUACGAAAACGUAAACGAAAAAUUCAGCUUUUCACUGAGCUUAAAGAUGGUGAUUUGACUGGCAUACAAUCAUUGCCUCUAUCAACAACUGUUAUCGGUUUGCCAUCAUGUGCAGAGAAAGGAACUGCUGUUGAUAGCAAACGAUUGCGUGGCUUAAAAAAUCUCGGCAAUACAUGUUUCAUGAAUUCCGUCAUACAAGCACUCAAGUCAAUUUUGCCACUUUAUUUUUCUAAAAGCGUAUCUAAGCAGAUUUUUCGUUACUUUAUGAGUCGUCUUCCUCCUCUAAAAAUGGAAACAUUUUCAACUGAUGGUUCAUCGCCUCAAAUACCUCGAUAUAAUACAAGAAAUUCUCUGCCUUUUGCAAAUGAGCGAAGUUUUCUCACCGAAGAACUAAGAAAAACUUUAAUUGAAAUUGCGAGUGAUACAAAUUCGACGAGUUUAAUAGUAAAUGCGUAUGGACCAGAUGCACUUUUGGCUGAAGUAUGGAAACUUGUACCUCGUUUUAGAUUUUGGUGGGGUAUUCUCGCUUUUGCAAAAGUGUUAUGCAGUGCAGCGCUGAUCAUUGUUAAUAAUAUAGGAUUUCAACAACAUGAUGCCCAUGAAUUCCUUCGUUGCGUAUUAGAUCGUAUGCACUUUGAACUGAAAAGUUGUCGUAUACCUGAUUGGUUACUUUCUGAAGUUUGUGAAGGUGGUGUAAGAUUGGCAUCAGAAUCUCAUUUUGCGACGAAUAAACGCAAAAAAGGGACUUCGAAAUCUGAACGGAAGUGCGCAAUUAUGGCUAUGUUCGAAGGUUUUUUACAAAGCCAGCUGACUUGUUUAUCAUGCAAUAAAACAAGUAAUAAGCAGGAUCCCUUUCUUGAUCUUUCAUUGGAUAUUUUCCUUCCAUCGAAUGGAAAUCGGGCCAAUACUAUUCAUUUGAAUGAAUGUUUGCAUAGAUUUUUCGCUAAAGAAGAACUUGACACUUGUGAGCAAUAUUUCUGCAAUUUUUGUAGGGAUAAACGUCCAUCAACGAAGCAACUUUUUUUAAGAUCGUUACCAAAUAUUCUGUGCUUGCAUUUAAAGCGUUUCCGUUGGUCGCAAGCUCAUAGAGGAAAGUUGGACAAUAUAGUUGAAUUUCCACUGAAGGGAUUGGAUAUGAAAAAUUUCAUUUAUAGCGAGAAUGUCAAUUCCAAUAUUCUUUCUAAUGAAAGCGAUUCUUCAGUUCAUGGAGAUUCUCGUUCGAACAGUUUUUCAUCUUGUUCAUCACUAACUGCUUGCGCUGAUGACUAUAAUGCUUUGUACGACUUGUAUUCUCUUGUUGUUCAUCAUGGUUCUGGAGAAGAAACAACUUUUAGAGUAAGCUCUGGUCAUUAUACCGCGUAUGGUUAUCACAGCAAACAGUGGUAUCAUUUCAAUGAUAGUUUGGUAAAACCAUGUUCAGAACAAGCGGUUAUGAAGCAAAAGGCUUAUCUUUUGUUUUAUGUUAGACGAAAUCGUCAGUAA
This is a messenger RNA of Dracunculus medinensis (Guinea worm), 2412 nucleotides long. The record is from the annotation of a GenBank genome assembly. Lineage: Eukaryota; Metazoa; Nematoda; Chromadorea; Rhabditida; Dracunculidae.